Messenger RNA from Pipistrellus nathusii (Nathusius's pipistrelle), 1299 nucleotides. NCBI's taxonomy places the organism in Eukaryota, Metazoa, Chordata, Mammalia, Chiroptera, Vespertilionidae. The record is from the annotation of a GenBank genome assembly.
AUGAUGGGCAAAGGGACCCAGAUGGUGAGGACCCCAGGUGUUCCUGGUCUUCACUUCCCCGCCUCUCUGGGCCAGUUAAGCAUCUCAGCUUCCUACAUUGCCCGCCCCCUCAUUUGCUGCACUCAACUUCCUGCCCAACUAGAGGAAGUGGGGAGAGACAGCAGGUACAGCAGCAGCUACGGGGCCAUGGACAAGGAGUAUGUGGGUUUCGCAGCCCUUCCCAACCAGCUGCACCGCAAGUCCAUCAAGAAGGGGUUUGACUUCACGCUCAUGGUGGCAGGGGAGUCAGGCCUGGGGAAAUCCACCCUCAUCAACAGCCUGUUUCUCACCAACCUUUAUGAGGAUCGGCAGCUGCCAGAGGCCAGUGCUCGCUUGACACAAACCCUGACGAUUGAGCGCCGGGGCGUGGAGAUCGAGGAGGGGGGUAUUAAGGUGAAGCUGACCUUGGUGGACACACCUGGCUUUGGGGACUCAGUGGAUUGCUCAGACUGCUGGCUGCCCGUGGUGCGCUUCAUCGAGGAGCAAUUUGAGCAGUACCUGAGGGAUGAGAGUGGCCUGAACCGGAAGAACAUUCAGGAUUCCCGUGUCCACUGCUGCCUCUACUUCAUCUCACCCUUCGGCCGCGGGCUCCGGCCCCUAGAUGUGGCCUUCCUCCGGGCGGUGCACGAGAAGGUCAACAUCAUCCCAGUCAUUGGCAAAGCAGACGCCCUGAUGCCUAGAGAAACCCAGGCUCUCAAGCAGAAGAUUCGGGACCAAUUGAAGGAGGAGGAAAUCAACAUCUACCAGUUCCCUGAUUGUGACUCAGAUGAAGAUGAAGACUUCAAGAGGCAGGAUGCAGAGAUGAAGGAAAGCAUCCCUUUCGCAGUUGUGGGUUCAUGCGAGGUAGUGAGGGACAUCGACUCCCGACCAGUGAGGGGUCGCUGCUACUCCUGGGGCACCGUGGAGGUGGAGAACCCACAUCACUGCGAUUUCCUGAACCUGCGACGGAUGCUGGUGCAGACGCACCUGCAGGAUCUGAAGGAGGUGACGCACGACCUGCUCUACGAGGGCUACCGGGCCCGCUGCCUGCAGAGCCUGGCCCGGCCUGGGGCCCGCGAUCGGGCCAGCCGCAGUAAGCUCUCCCGCCGGAGCACCACCGAGAUCCCGCUGCCCAUGCUGCCCAUGCUGCCCCUGGCCGAGACUGAGAAGCUGAUCCGCGAGAAAGACGAAGAGCUGCGCCGCAUGCAGGAGAUGCUGGAGAAAAUGCAGGCGCAGGUGCAGCAGAGCCAGGCCCCGGGCGAGCAGUCGGACGCCCUCUGA